Messenger RNA from Synchiropus splendidus (mandarinfish), 2620 nucleotides. RefSeq names its product lysosomal protein transmembrane 4 beta (gene laptm4b). Bases 174 to 854 code for a protein of 226 amino acids. The record is from RefSeq and is a predicted model, not a curated record. The transcript has 7 exons. NCBI's taxonomy places the organism in Eukaryota, Metazoa, Chordata, Actinopteri, Syngnathiformes, Callionymidae. Gene Ontology annotation, cellular component: lysosomal membrane.
ACUCCGGCCAGAUUAACGACGGUGUACUUCUGGACUCUCAAUACGGAACCAUCGACGCCGGACGACAGACGCUUCCCAGACCCGUUUCUAGCGUAGUUUGACGCCGAACCCGAGCCAGUUUGGACCCCGGCGAGGCUUCAUGUGAAUAGUGGACCGGGCUAGCAGGUUGAUCCAUGAUGAUUUCACCGUGGGACCGGUGGUACUCGACGAGCUGCUGCCUGUGCUGCCAUGUCCGGACCGGCACCAUUAUCCUGGGAAUAUGGUACAUGCUCAUCAAUGCAGUCGUCCUACUCAUCUUACUGUCGGCACUCAAUGAUCCCGUCCAGUACCGGUACCACCUCACCAGUUCGGAGCUCGGAACAGACAUCGACGUCAUGGAUGACGCGAAUAUCUGUAUAGCCACCGCUAUUUCCCUCCUCAUGAUUCUUAUAUGUGGCAUGGCAACGUACGGCGCCUACAAGCAACAUGCGGCUUGGAUCAUUCCGUUCUUCUGCUACCAAAUCUUCGACUUUGCCCUUAACACUCUGGUGGCCAUUAGUGUGGUGGUUUACCCGAACACGGUGCAGGACUACCUGCAGCAGCUGCCAGGAACGUUCCCUUACAAAGAGGACAUUAUGUCCACCAACAACAUGUGCCUAGUCUUCGCAGUCCUGCUCUUCAUCGGCUGCAUCCUUUCAUUCAAGGCCUACCUGAUUGGCUGCGUGUGGAACUGCUACAGAUACGUGAGUGGACGGGGGACGACGGAGGUUCUGGUUUAUGUCACCACCAACGACACCAUGGUUCUGCUGCCACCAUACGAGGAAGCGGUGGCCAUCCCUCCGAAAGAGCCGCCGCCCCAGUACAUGGAGGCGUGAGCGUCGUCCAAACAUCCGUCCAUCCAUCUUCCCACAGCCCCGGACGACGCCCGGAACCUUGUGAAAAGCGAGAAAGUCUUAGCUUGGCCAACUCUAGAUUAGAUUAGCGCCUCAUCGAGCCAGUGUUUGUGCUCCGCCGAGCGCCCCCCUCACUCCCAACCUUUCUUUGUGACAUAUUGUCGUCCUCUCUUCAAGGACUGAAAGGCUCCUACCCCUCCCCUCCUGGCAGCAUCUAAACUCUUGAACACUUUGUCCCUCCUCAGUGGUUCCCUGGAGGAGAUGGUGCUGCACUCCGGCCAACAACUGUUAACCCCCAAAUACUGUGAAUUCCCCCUGUGACCUUGUGUUUAGCUAAAAAAAAAAAAAAAGGAUUUGAUUAUGCAAGAGCACUUUUUUUCCAGAAAAACCCCACUUCGAAUGUAAUGUUGGGUAUUUUUGUAUGAAUUUUUUUGUAUGUAAGAGUGAAAAACAGAGAGAAAAAGAUGAGACUACUAGUGACGCAUCAACCUGUUAUGGAGUUCGUCCUGCAGGGGGCUCUUCAGUCUCGCCAGUGUGUGUCUGAGUUCCAUUUAGGCUCAGAAGUCGACACUAUCUGGAGUUGAAGUUGGAGUAAAUUGGAGAUAAAAGUGGGGACUGUAGUGGCCCCAUGUUUUAACCACUAUGUUAAACUUCAGCAGUGAUAUUCUGAGUGGAACUCAGCCACGGAGGCCUCUGUGAUGAGCAGUAACAAACAGCAGCCCUGCAGGAACAACAACAAGGAGAAUUCAUUUUCUACCUUUUUCUUGUCUAUCCCUGAAUUUUUUUUUUAAUAUGGAUGUGUUAGUGUUACUGAGCAGCUGGACUGAUGGCAACUAAGAUGAUGUACAGCUGUUUCCUUUACGUCCACACGACUCCAGUGUAAUUAAUAAGCACAUAUCUGUGUGUGUGUGUGUGUGUGAACGCUAGAAAAUUUCUGAGCCAGCAAAUGAUUAUUAAAAAGUUUUAAAAUCUGGUGGUUAAUUUUGAAAACCCUCUCUGCCCUCUCUUCUACAAUUCUUUUAGAUGCAGCGAAUGAGACAUGAGCAUGGGUAUGACAUGUCAGCACCAGUAUGCUAAAUGUACUGCCAUCUCUUCAACUUCAUAAUAGUCCCAUAGUGCACUGCAACAGCUCACAAUGACGGUUAAAUGUAGAAAACAGGCUGAAAAUACUUCAUGUUGAUGUAUCAGACCUGGUGUGUGACAUCAGUGUAAAAUUAAUGUGUGUGUGUCCCAUAUGCACCUUACGUCAGAGAUGAUGUUUUGCUUCUUCAUUUGUUGUGUAUUGCUUCAGGUGCAGUUUGGCUUCAUGCCAUGAACCAGUGUCGCAUUUGCUCGGAGGGAUUUGGAAACGUUGCUUAGCUUAGCAUCAAUGAAGUCAACCAUUCCUGCGAUGAUCCACUUUGUCCUUCAAUCUAUGCAAAAGUGUAUCACGACUUAGUAAAUCUGGAAGAAGCAUUCAUCUGUUUGAUACUAACAACUGUAGUUGUGACUGCUGCCUCCGAAAUCGUCGUCCUUCUGUGAACUAUGACCUCCGCUUUUGCAAAUCCAACAAAAAGAGGCAGCUUAAGGUCAGGGUUUGUGCCGUGCUAGCUGCGCUUCACCUUGUCAUGUGUGACACAAACGUGUGACGGAGACAGGACUGAGUCCGCUGAGUCGGCUCUUUCAUCAUGUGUCGCCGCGUGAAGCGUUUGUUGGUUUUGCAUCAGCUCUUCUUGUCACAUCUGCUGAAUAAAAGUCAAUAAAGAAAU